Carassius auratus (goldfish) is the source of this 1901-nucleotide messenger RNA. RefSeq lists its product as uncharacterized. Bases 234 to 1439 code for a protein of 401 amino acids. The transcript has 9 exons. The record is from RefSeq and is a predicted model, not a curated record. NCBI's taxonomy places the organism in Eukaryota, Metazoa, Chordata, Actinopteri, Cypriniformes, Cyprinidae.
AUUUGAGAAAAGUGGACAAUGUCGACAAUUAAAACCAAUUUACCACAGAUAUUUUUAUGUAAAAUGUAUCGGCAAUAACGAGGUUUGACCAUUGGGGCGCUGUACGUAGCGUAAAACUGUAUUGCAAGUCUUUCCGGAUGAAGAAACCGCGCGCUUAUUUAGACUGCAGGAGGAGGAGAGUUUGAAAGUUUGCACGGAGACGAAAAUGCCAGGAGUUCAGGUGCUUAAUCACAAUGAUUGUCAAAGCACAAUUUCGGAAUAGGAAGAAAUUCAUAAAAAUCUCAGAGGCGUGCUUUGAUUUAUUUCUAGCAGAGGUGAAAGAGAAGUUCUCAAUUCCAGACGAGCUUGCUGUUACAGUUACAGAUGAAACUGGUACAGAGGUGGAUAAAGAUGUGUUUCCUGAUCUAAUGUCCACCAGUGGGUUGGUUUUAGUCAUAAAUGAGUUGACUGACAUGGGAUCUUCCACACCUCAGUCUUCAGUAAGCUUGGAUACAGAUACACUGUCUCUAACUUCAAAAAGCAGUGAAGAGAGUGACUGGUUUAGUCCAAAACGAUUCAGAAAGGAUGAAGAUGAUGAUGUGGCAUCACAACGAGCACAGGCCAGAGAUCUGAUAAAACAAAUUCUACAGACAAGACCAGGUGGAGGAAAUGUGCUUAAGGAGUAUGAAGAUACAGGCACAAUUAGUGAUGACACAAGGAAAGUGAUGGUGAACAUCUUAGUUGCACACAUGAUGGAGACAGAAGGAAGGGUCCCACAUCGACUUACCAAACAGAAGAUGAAGGCAACGUUUGAAUACAGACAGCGCCUUGUCCAUGAUCCAGAGGGAUCCACCACCAUUCUCUCUGUUUUUCCUCGGUUCCUGGACACUAAAGGAUUGAUUCUUCAGGACUUCACACUCCUCUUUGGGUCAGAAACUGCUUCCAGACUUUUGGAAAGGUGGCCGACAGUUUUCAAAGCAAAGGUUAUCAGACUAGGAGAAACCUUGACUCCCACUCCACUGCUGAAAAGAUUACUGUCAUCUGCCAAACAGAGCAAAGAAAGCAGCGAGGCACAGGAUUCCCCAGAGUGGGACAGUGAUGUAUCAUCCUUCCUUCUACUUUUGCAUCUCCUAUCACCCCAGGCUUCAGGAAGAAAGAAAAUCCAAAGGAUCAGUAUUUGCAAGGCUAUUGACCAUCUGGUGGUGUUUCACAAAGCAUGCAGGAGCAUACAGGAACACCUUGAGCUGGAAGAGAAUCGUCAGCCAUACAUUCUUGCCUCAGGGAGGAGCAAGGAAGCCAUCAGUCACUACUUCAUUGUGGUGGAUAAAAAGCUCAUCCCCUGUCAAGAAUCCUCUUCACUGGCUGCCAUUGAUGAACUCUUCAAGAUUCAUUUUGUUUUCAGUCUCAGUUAUGAUAGCCAUUGCCUAUCACUGGGAGUCAUGUACUAUCAGGGGUAUUGAGUCUGGGCCUGUUUCAAAUGAGCUGUUGUCUGACCUUGAAAACUCUGAUUUUAUUUCAGAGCAACUCCAGAUUGAUAUCUCUAGCGAGGUAAUGGUCACACCGUGGGUAAAGUGUCAAGGUACUGAGUAUCGCAGUGAUCUUGUUGUUUUCUUAGAGUUUGUUGAUGAUGCACCUGUUUUUGGAAAGAUUGCUAAAAUUUUUAUUAAGGAUGGAAUUUAUAUUUUGGUAUCGUGUAUGGAAUCAGAGUUUAUUGAACACCUUCAUGCUUUCAGUGUUGUUGAACAAGAGCAUUGUCUUGUACUCAAAAAACCUGAGGAAUUGAUGUACUACAAGCCAUUUGAUUUACAAAUGUCCUAUGGCAAUGACCAUCUUUUUUACAUUGUCGUGAACUGUUAUUUGUAAUAAUUUCAUGGCAUUUAUGGUUUCUUGCUCUGUGCUGAAAUAAAGUUUUGAAACCUUGA